This is a messenger RNA of Chrysoperla carnea, 559 nucleotides long. Its product is annotated as lysozyme C-like. NCBI's taxonomy places the organism in Eukaryota, Metazoa, Arthropoda, Insecta, Neuroptera, Chrysopidae. The record is from RefSeq and is a predicted model, not a curated record. Bases 47 to 544 code for a protein of 165 amino acids. The transcript has 3 exons. Gene Ontology annotation, molecular function: lysozyme activity.
AAAUAAAUUUGUUUGUAAAGUAAACAGUUCUAAAAUAUUGUUCAAAAUGAAAUUUACAAUUGCAAUAAUAGUUUUAUUCAGCUUAUUGUUAGAUUUAAUUUUGGCAAAAACGUUUACCCAAUGUGAAUUAGCGAGAGAGAUAUCAAAUUUAUUUGAUAUGAGAUACGAAGAAAUCCAAAUUUGGGUUUGUAUUGCACGGCGAAGUGAUUACGAUACAUCCAACAAACAAACCGCUCUUGGAAGUUAUGAUCGUGGGAUAUUCUCGAUAAACGAUCGUUAUUGGUGUAGUCAUGGUGAAGAUCGAGAAGAACAUAAUAUUUGUGAAGUUCCAUGUUCAGAACUUAAUUCAGAUGAUAUAACAGCUUCUGUGAAUUGUGCAAGAAGGAUCUACAAAGGCGGUGAUAAUACUUACGUAAUGUGGGGUAAUCUGGGCGAAAAAUGUGAAACUAGGAAACCAGAUUUAUCAAAUUGUUUUGAAUCUGAAAAUAAAUCUGGAAAUAAAUCUGAAAUUAAUUCUGAAAAUAAUAAUAAUAAAUUCCUAUAAAUCUGAAAAUUGUUA